Molecule: messenger RNA, 1706 nt
Organism: Salvelinus sp. IW2-2015
Lineage: Eukaryota; Metazoa; Chordata; Actinopteri; Salmoniformes; Salmonidae
Gene: kcnf1b
Product: potassium voltage-gated channel, subfamily F, member 1b
Exons: 1
Coding region: 255-1706 (483 amino acids)
Biological process (GO): potassium ion transmembrane transport; protein homooligomerization
Cellular component (GO): voltage-gated potassium channel complex; membrane
Molecular function (GO): voltage-gated potassium channel activity
Source: RefSeq, a predicted model, not a curated record
CAUAGCUCACAGGCGCUGCAGUAACAGUGUUUGUGUGAGAGUAAGACAGAGAGAGAGAUUACUUAAUUGCAGCUUGGUCAUGGAAGAGCGCUGAGCGGGGUUUUGCACAAUGCCUUUCCUUCUUUUUUAAAUAACUUUAUAUAGGCUACCGGCACUUUAAACGUUUCAUGUGACCUACAAGUCUGUUUAUUGCUUUUCGACAUUUUCCUCCAGUUAUUAUACUGCGUCGAACAUAGCCUACGACAGCAGGAAAGAUGUGGACAAUACCCAAACCUCGAUAUAAGAACUGCAACAAAUUGGAUACAAGGGAUGAAGCCGAGAUGGCCGUGAACAUUGGCGGGGUGAGGCUAGUUUUAGACGGCGAUGUGCUUAACCGCUACCCGGAGAGUCGACUUGCAGAACUGAUCAACUGCUCAACUCUGAAUUACGACGUUAUCUACUCACUUUGUGAUGACUAUGACCCGGGUAAAAAAGAGUUUUAUUUCGACCGGGAUCCUGACGCUUUCAGAUGUAUCAUUGACGUGUAUUACUUCGGUGAGAUUCACAUAAAACGAGGUAUAUGUCCAAUUUGUUUCAUUAAAGAGAUGGAGUUCUGGAAAAUUCACCAAAGCUAUUUGGACGAGUGCUGUAAAAGUUACCUGACUGAAAAAGAGGAAGAGCUGGCAGAGAUUGCCAACAAAGUGAAGCUUAUCUUGGAUGAUCUAGAUGGGGACCCUUCUGUCAACUGCUCAGCGCGGUGCCUAAAGUUCAUUUGGAAACUCAUGGAGAAACCGGAGUCCUCUUUGCCUGCGCGCGUCAUCGCCAUUGCAUCUUUCCUCUUCGUCCUUGUGUCCUCCGUGGUGAUGUGCGUGGGGACCAUUCCAGAAGUCCAAGUAGAAGAUGAAGAGGGGGACCUUGUGGAGCACCCGAUGCUGGAGGCCAUCGAGACAGCCUGCAUAGGCUGGUUCACCCUGGAAUACCUGCUGCGUUUUGUGUCCUGCCCAAACAAACGGCAGUUUUUCCUAUCCUUUAUGAACAUAAUAGACUUCAUGGCUAUCAUUCCCUUCUACGUGGUGUUGACCCUUACUUACCUGGGCACGACCAUGAUGGAUCUGGCCAAGGUCCAGCAGGCGGUCCAGGCGCUUCGCAUCAUGCGUAUCGCCCGCAUCUUCAAACUGGCGCGCCACUCCUCUGGGCUACAGACUUUCACCUAUGCGCUGAAGAGGAGUUUCAAAGAGCUGGGGCUGCUCCUUAUGUACAUGGGCAUAGGGAUAUUCGUGUUCUCAGCCCUGGGCUACACCAUAGAGCAAAGCCACCCGGAGACCCUCUUCAGUAGCAUCCCACAGUCUUUCUGGUGGGCUAUUAUCACCAUGACCACCGUGGGCUAUGGAGACAUUUACCCCAAAACCACUCUAGGCAAGUGCAACGCAGCCAUCAGCUUCCUGUGUGGGGUGAUAGCCAUCGCGUUGCCCAUUCACCCCAUUAUCAACAACUUCGUACAUUUUUACAACAAGCAGAAACUGCUCGAGACCGCGGCCAAGCACGAGCUGGAGCUCAUGGAGUUGCAGUCUAGCGAGGAUUCACUGAUGAAGGCAACGCGCAAGUGUGGCGCAGCGGGUGCGUUGGAGAGCUCGAUGCGUACCUCGCGUAGUGAUAAUUGUAUACCACUUCUCGAGGAAUCGACCAGGACUUUGAAGUCGAAAGAUUAUUGCUCGGAAACAGAAUAA